Colletotrichum chrysophilum is the source of this 1587-nucleotide messenger RNA. RefSeq lists its product as uncharacterized. The record is from RefSeq and is a predicted model, not a curated record. Bases 1 to 1587 code for a protein of 528 amino acids. The transcript has 2 exons. Gene Ontology annotation, molecular function: FAD binding. NCBI's taxonomy places the organism in Eukaryota, Fungi, Ascomycota, Sordariomycetes, Glomerellales, Glomerellaceae.
AUGGAAAUCACCACCUCCAACAGCCUCGAGCAGUGUGUUUCCGAAGGCUUCCUGCAAAACCAGCCCAAGCUAGAGCACGCUCUGAGACGCGCGAUCGAGAAGACCAGCUACUGCUCAUUACGUACAAAUUGCACGGUGAUCGGAAGAUCUACUGAGGUGCCGCCGACUGUCGAAUACUUGGACGCCCAAAAGUCUCGCCGCGUCAUCAGAGGACAAUGGCUCAUUGGCGCCGACGGCAAAACGGGCAUCGUCCGCAAACACUUCCUGGAACCCACGGCCGGGAUCAAGCAGGAAGCCGGCGUCUACCCCUACGAAGGGGUAUGGGUCGCCGCCAACCUCAAAAUGACCGUCCCAACGCCACAGACACACCCGAACUUCCCGCUCUGGAAGUACGGAUACACCCCCGACGAGGUGUACGAUCUAUUCUGGCCCGCGGGCUGGCACUUCUGCAGUCCGCCCGGCAGGCCGACCGCAACAGGCAGAUUCGGCCCCCACGCCGACCGGACAUGGCGUCACGAGUUCCGCGUGGACGAGUUCGGAGGCCCGAUAUACCCGGAAGAGCUCUUCUGGGAACACAUCUCUCAAAGCAUCACCCUCCGAGGGGACCCCGUCCGCGGCCACCGCUUCGAUGAGGCCGUCGAGUAUCCCCGCGACUGCAUCGAGAUCCUGCGCUGUCGCCCCUUCAAGUUCGUGCAUAAGUGCGUCAACCGGUGGUACGACAAGCGCACGCUCCUGAUUGGCGACGCCGCACACGUUUUCCCGCCGUUCGCCGGCCAGGGCAUCGCAAGCGGCGUCCGCGAUGCGCACCAACUUGCAUGGCGGCUGGCCCUGCUCCUCCGCACCGACGCGGACCCGGAAACCAACACUGUGAUUCUAGAAUCGUGGGCCGCUGAGCGCCGUCACAGCGUGGAUGACGCCGCUAGGAUGUCCAUGGUCUCCGGCACCGUGUGCAACAGCCAACCGACCCUGUGGAUCCUGGCGCUGGCGAAGCUGCACGGGUUCAUCAACUCGAUCCCCAUGCUUCGUGGGUACGAUCUGGUGGCCCAGCAGGAGCGGCGUGGUUUCUGCGGCGUUGCUGGGGGGUUCUUUCUCAAGGCUUACAACGGCGGUGCCCGACUGGCGCAGAUACAUGUCCGCUCCUCCCUCAGCCAGUCGCCGAUUUUGUCUGACGACCUACUGCGCCAGCGCGGUACCAUCUUCACGGUUCUUCUUAUCGGCAGCGGCGAUCCAACGGAGACGAACGAGUCGUAUGCGGAAGCCAAGGAAGCUAUCUCGGGAGCAUCUUUGGACCCCAACGUCUUGUCAGAGGAAUCCAUCGUCAUCUAUCAUCCACAGGGUGGAGAGUUGGACACAACGUUCAAGCUCUCGAAAGAAGAACAGAGCGAGUGGGAGGUCUUCUCACCUGCCCCAACUUCUGGAAUCGAGGCACCACUGGCUCCUGGAUACAACAGCACAUCGUAUCUUUCCCGACUAGGCUCAUCUGCCAGGUUCGUUGUAUUGCGUCCAGACAUGUUCGUAUUUGCAUGCGCAAGGAGCAAGAAUGAGCUGGCGCACUGCUUGGAUCAACUUCGGGAACGUCUUGGUUGA